UUUCAAACACCUCAGUUUCUUUCUGUGGGCUCUCUCCCUUUCAAUUCUCGUGGCCUUGCUUUCCUCUUUGCAGCUGCGACAUAUAGCUCAGACACUAGGUGGUUUUAGCAUCGACACAAUUUUUUUGGUUUACCAUUCACUCUGUUCCAAUUUCAAGUUUCGAGAGCUUGCGAUGAAUUACAAACUCCCUCCUGGUUUUAGAUUCCACCCAACAGAUGAGGAACUGAUUGUGUAUUACCUCCAAAACCAAGCCAUGUCCAGGCCAUGCCCUGUGUCCAUCAUCUCCGAAGUCGAUAUUUAUAAAUUCGACCCGUGGCAGUUGCCUGAAAAAGCCGAACUUGGUGAGAAGGAAUGGUACUUCUUCAGCCCGCGUAACCGGAAGUAUCCAAACGGAGACCGUCCUAACCGAGCGGCGGUUUCAGGGUAUUGGAAAGCCACGGGUACGGACAAGCCGAUCUAUAGCGGGUCUAAGCAUGUGGGAGUGAAGAAAUCCCUUGUGUUUUACGAGGGCCGGCCGCCUAAGGGCUUAAAAACGAAUUGGAUCAUGCAUGAGUAUCGUUUGGCUGAUUCAAGAAGGGACGUCCAAGAUCGCUCUAUGAAAAAUAUACAAGAAGCAACACUCGAGUAAAACUUCGGAUCAAAAAGUGGAAGACUUCCAUGGCCAAAGUAACCGAACCAUGACAAGUGACGCUAGUGACAAGCAAGUGCUGAGAUUACCUAGCACUUGCUCACUUACUCAUAAUCUGUUGCAAUUGGACUACUUUGGUCCCAUCUCACGGCUUCUAAUAGACAGCUCAUACCAUCCAACCUUGGAUUGCCAAAA
This is a messenger RNA of Syzygium oleosum, 823 nucleotides long. Its product is annotated as NAC transcription factor 29. Gene Ontology annotation, molecular function: DNA binding. Gene Ontology annotation, biological process: regulation of DNA-templated transcription. The record is from RefSeq and is a predicted model, not a curated record. NCBI's taxonomy places the organism in Eukaryota, Viridiplantae, Streptophyta, Magnoliopsida, Myrtales, Myrtaceae. The coding region runs from base 173 to 628 and encodes 151 amino acids. The transcript is spliced from 3 exons.